UUAUUUACAUAAGCUGAAACGACACAGCUCUACAUUGGAAUCCUGAUUGAAUCAGGCGUUUAUUCCCAGGACCCGCGCCGAAAGGAAAAUGGGCGACACCUUCACCGACGACCUGAAGGGGAAGGUGGUGCGCCAGAUUGAGUUUUAUUUCUCGGACAGCAACCUGCCCAAGGACAAGUUCCUGAAGGAGCGCAUUGCGGAGGACCCCAAUGGCUUCGUUCCGCUGAACGUCAUUUGCGCGUUCCAGCGCAUGCGUGACCUGAUCGGCGUCAAGUCCCAGUCGCCGGACGCAGUGCCUGCCGACAAGCUGCAGCAGGUGGCUGAGGCGCUGGCGGGCUCGGAGUCGCUGGAGGUGGACGAGAGCAAGACCAAGGUCAAGCGGAAGCAGCCCCUGGCUCCCGAGGCGGAGAUCGCCAAGGCGGUGGACGCGCGCAGCCUGUACGCGCGGCCCUUCCCCAUGGACGCCACCGUGGACACCAUCACCGAGCUCUUCAACGGGCACGGCACCGUCAACUGCGUGCGCAUGCGGCGCCACGUGCGCAGCAAGAUGUUCAAGGGGUCGGUGUUCGUGGAGUUCAGCAGCGUGGAGGAGGCGGAGAAGGUGCUGGCCAAGGCGGUUGAGUUCGCGGGCGCCACACUGCGUCUGCAGAAGAAGAACGACUAUCUGGAGGGCAAGCGCAAGGCACGCAAGGCAGCGGGCGGACAUAACGUCGGCUACGAGUCGGACGACAGCAAUGCCGGCCAGGGCCUGCCGGACGGUGCUGGCGGUGAGGUGGGCGGCGAGGUAGUGGAGAGCGCCAAGGCCAAGAUCAGGGAGGCACCCAAGUCGGUGGACAGGCGGCAGGGGCAGGGGCAAAAGCGCAAGCAGGAGGCUCCUGAGUACGACGAGGGCGACCUGGGCGAGGGGCCGCGCUCCAAGCGGCCCAAGCAGGAGGGAGAGGAGGCGGGGGCAGCGGCGGGCGAUGAGGACAUGGGCGAGGGCGACGGCGAGGGCGAGGAGGAGGAGGCCCCGGAGCCGGCGGAGCCCACCUUCACGCCGGGCUGCCUGAUCUCGUUCACGCUUGAAGCGGAGCUGCCGGAGCUCACGGGGCCCCGCGUCAUCUCGGACGUUCUGGGCGGCCGCGACAAGGUCAAGUUCGUGGAGCUGCUCGAGGGACGCAAGGGCGGCUUCCUGCGCUUCGCCACGCCUGAGCUGGCGGCGGCGGCGCUGGCGGAGUUUGAGGGCCGGCCCGAGGACGAGCGGGCCAUUGCCGGCAUCAAGGGCACCAUGACCAAGACCGAGGGCGACGAUGAGGUCAACUACUACAAGCGGGCGCAAGCGGCGCACGCAGCGAAGGAGGCCCGGAACGGUGGUGGCGGCGGCGGCGGCCGUGGCGGUUUCCGUGGAGGCCGCGGUGGUUUCCGUGGAGGGCGCGGCGGGCGCGGCGGGCGUGACGGCGGGCGCGGGCGUGGUCGCGGUGGGCGCGGCCGUGGCCGCGGGCGCGGGCGGCACUGAAUACCGAAGCUAACUGGCGACAGUCAGGGAACGGCAUCCAGGAGUUGUUGGUAGGCUCUGCGCCGCUUGCCCAUGAAGGCGUUUCCUGAUUGUCAGUGUCUUGCGCCAGCUUCGAAGGCAGGCGGGACCAGGUGUGAGUGCAGCAGGCGACGUUGGUACACGCUGCUUUGGAUUGUCCGGGGGGAGGAGGUAAGUAGAUAGGAUGGCCCGCAGGCUAUGCCAAGCAAGGUCAUUGGCGGGAUGGAGGUUUGGCGAUGGGAAAAAAUAGUAUAAUGGCGGUUCUAGGACAGCUCCGACUAACCCCCAACUAACUCGUGUACGGCACCCCAAACCCCCUCAGCCGUACAGGAGGUAGCGUGGCAGUCGGCAGCUGCGCGAGUGUGAGCAGGUCGUUGUACGGCGGCCCGGCUCGGAAGCUACCUGACUGUAGUAACGCACACGGGUCGUUGGCGGUUGUCGGCAGGCACGUGAGUGGGAGCUGGCAGUUGGGCGAACACGUGUGUGGGAAGCUGCGUCUGAGCACGGUGGAACACGGCGGAGGCUGGCGGUUGGCGUGGCGUGUGAGUGGGAGUGCAUAGUCGUGCGCGCGCCGUCUAGGAAGCUGCGUGUGUGAGCUGUGUGUAAACUCAGAGGGAA
This is a messenger RNA of Chlamydomonas reinhardtii, 2131 nucleotides long. RefSeq lists its product as uncharacterized. Gene Ontology annotation, cellular component: ribonucleoprotein complex; nucleus. The record is from RefSeq and is a predicted model, not a curated record. Gene Ontology annotation, biological process: RNA processing. NCBI's taxonomy places the organism in Eukaryota, Viridiplantae, Chlorophyta, Chlorophyceae, Chlamydomonadales, Chlamydomonadaceae. The transcript has 11 exons. Gene Ontology annotation, molecular function: RNA binding. Bases 89 to 1495 code for a protein of 468 amino acids.